Molecule: messenger RNA, 2491 nt
Organism: Syngnathus acus (greater pipefish)
Lineage: Eukaryota; Metazoa; Chordata; Actinopteri; Syngnathiformes; Syngnathidae
Exons: 3
Coding region: 1107-2036 (309 amino acids)
Biological process (GO): DNA recombination; DNA integration
Molecular function (GO): DNA binding
Source: RefSeq, a predicted model, not a curated record
UUUUUUUUUCAUUUUAUUAAUUUCUAAUAGGAAAAGAAAUGCUACCUUGAUUCUUCUUUCCUUUCUCUAAAUGAUUUAGAGAAGCUUGGCAGGGUUAGAUGAGACAAGUGAAGAUAGUGAAGACGAAUAUAUUCCAGAAACCUGUGGAGAAAGCUCAGACAGUGAAGCCAGCAUGGAAUUGUCUAUGGAAAAAGGUCCGAAAACAGUGUCAUUCAGUCGAAACAGAAGCAAGUUUCGGAGGCAAGGCAAGGGUGAGUCCAGUCAGAGUACAAGCUUUGAAAGUCAUGAUUCCAGAUCCACUACAUGUAUAGAUGAAAGGGCACCCCUGGAGGAAGCAUCUGUUUAUGUUGUUCCUGUUUUGAAGAAGGAAGAUGGAUCCAGCAGAUAUAACAAGAAGCACCACUGUGUGUAUUGUGGUUUACUUGUUCAAAAAAUGUCAAGACAUCUGCUGCGCAAACACAUGGAUAAAGUAGAGGUUGCAAAAGCUUAUAGUUUUCCAAAAAAAUCUAAACAAAGACGACAGCAGUUGGAUUAUAUACGAAAUAAGGGAAACUUUGAGCACAACAAUGAAGCUUUGGAAAGUAACCAAGGCAAGCUCAUUGCAUGGAAACAACCAAAGAAGAAAACAGAAGUAGAAACAUUCAAACAUUGUUUGUACUGCUUUGGGCUGUUCAAAAAAAGACCAUGUGGCGACAUUUCCAGACCUGCAAAUUCAAGCCUCAAGAUCAGUCUUCCAAAAAGGGGAAAACAAGAGUUCAAGCAUUGUGUGCAUUUGCUGAACCAGUUCCACCAGAGUUCAGUGAAUCAUACUGGAAGUUUCUAAGUGAGAUGCAUCAAGAUGAGAUUACAGUUUCAUGUAAGAGUGAUCAUUACAUACUGGAGUUUGGAUACAGAUUGUUCUACAAGAAUGAGAAGGUAGUCAGCCAGCUCCCGUACAUCCGUCAAAAGCUAAGAGAGCUUGGCAGACUGCUACUUGAAGCAAGAAAUGCUGCUCCUGUGAAGAGUCUUAAAGAUCUCAUAAAGCCUGAAAAGUAUGUUGAACUGGGUUCAAUGAAGAAAGUGGCAAAUUUCAACGACCAUCUCUUGCUAGAAAGAUUGGUCAUAACAUGCAUUCUUUAGCUAUGUUUAUUAAGACCGAAGGACUGAAGAUGAAGGAUAAGGAAACUGUCCAAAAUGCAGAGGAGUUUGCACAACUAUAUCAAGAAAGUUGGAAAUAUGACAUUGCAAGCCAAGCUUUAACUCAGAUUGAACAGAAAAAGUGGAAUGCACCUCUACUAUUACCUUUCACACAGGAUAUCCAGAUUCUUCACAACCAUUUGUCAGUGAAACAGGAGGAAUGUUUUCAUGCCUUGAAAGAAGAGGCCUCACAGUCCAGCUGGAAGGAUCUUGGCAACGUGACUCUGGCACAAGUAAUCCUUUUCAACCGCCGGCGAGCAGGGGAGGUUUCCAGGAUGCAUUUGUCAGUUUACUUAUCAAAGGACACAUCAGAAACACAUGAGGAUGUUAACCUGGCCCUCACAGCACUUGAACAAAAGCUUUGCAAGUAUGUAGUCCGGAUAACUAUUGUGGGAAAGAGAGGAAGAAAAGUUCCUGUUCUACUGAGUCCGUCGAUGAAGGAAUCCCUCGAUGCUCUUACUGAAAAGCGGGAAGAAUGUGGAGUCCUGAAAGAAAAUCAAUACCUGUUUGCAUUGCCGAAUUCUGUCCAUUACCUCAGGGGUUCGGAUUGUAUAAGGCAGUUUGUGAGUGAAUGCAGUGGUCUCAAAAACCCUACGGCACUCACCUCAACAAAGCUCAGGAAGCACAUUGCUACAAUGUCAACUGUUUUGAACCUCAAGACCACAGAACUUGACCAGUUGGCAGAUUUUCUUGGGCAUAACGUUGCAGUUCACAGAAAGCACUAUCGCCUUCCAGCGGGUACCACGCAGUUAGCAAAAAUCAGCAAAGUUCUCCUUGCAUUGGAACAAGGACGUCUAGGAGAGUAUAAAGGGAAGAGUCUGGAUGAAAUCCACCUUGAUGUCAACGGUAUUAACAUUUAACACUUUAAUUCAAGGAAAAUUGAAGCUACUAACCUUCGUAUUUAAGAAUAGAUUUAUGAAAUUGUGACAUUUAUGUAGGAGAGUAUGUUUUAUUAAGGAUGAACAAACAGUAUAUUAGUUGAAAAUAGUAUUGUUUAGGCUUUACAUAAAAAUGUUUGCUUUAACUGAUUUGGUUUGAGGCAAAAAAAAAAGAAAAGAUGCUUUUUCAGUACUUUUUAUGGUUUCCUACAUUUUGUGGAAUUGGUUGAGUGUUUUAUUUGUUCUAUUAAGCAAAUCUCUUCAAAUUUAUCUCAUUACCAUUUAAGAGAGUUGACACGGAUGGGACUUCGGAAGAGAAAGAUGAUAUGCCUGAGGGGGCAGAGGAUGGCAUCAUAUUAUCCCCACAAGAAGAAGAGGAGAUGCCAGAAGCUUCUGAGGAGACACCUUGUACUCCCACGUCCAGUCGUUCAACUCAG